CUCUCUCUCUCUCUCUCUCUUUCUUCUCGCAGCUUCCCAUAUAUGUACGCAACUCCUUUCGCCUUCAUUCUCCCCUUUCCAGCUUCCACCUUUUGCCCCACAGUCGCAACUACCUCCUCCUCCUUUCCGGUGCAGAAAUUUAUACGCCUUCACCACAGCUUUCCAGCAAUCCCUUCUCUCUUUCCCCAUAUCAGUUCCUCCUUUCUUGCAAAACUCUCUCUCUCUCUGUGUUCAUAAGCGUUUCUCGCAGAGUCUCUGUGAUGUCCACGACGAAAUUGAUGGCCGAGAAGCACCUGCACGAGUUGCUCCGAGAGGACCAAGAGCCCUUCCAUCUCAAGAACCACGUCUCCGACAGGCGCAAGAAUUGCCUGCUCAAGAGCCCCAAGAAACGAAGACCCAUCUCGCAAAACUCGAACUUCGGUCAUAGCUUCUGCAAGAACCCGUGCUUCUUCGCCUCCUCUGCGGACCCAACAAAAUCCCCGCUCUUCGAUCCCCGGACUCGAGGCCCGACUGAUAAAAAUGCCAUCUUUCUCCACGUACCGGCUAAAACAGCCGCUCUGCUUCUCGAAGCAGCCCUCAGAAUUCACAACCACACCGAGAGCGAGAGCGAGAGCAAGAGCAAGAGCAAGAGCAAGAACAACUUCAAGAACAAUCUUGCUUCCGCGAAACCCCCAGGCGUUGGGAUCUUCAGCUCGCUACUGAGGAGGCUGUCGAAGCAGCGGAAGAUCAGAGGACAGGCGGGGGAGGAAGCCGCCGAUCAUGGGUCGAAGCUCUCGGUGAAGGACAUUCUGAGGCAGAGAAGAUCUUUCCGCACGAGCAAAGAAGACGACGGAGCGUUCACGGGUACAUUAUCAGCAGAAAAACAGGUCGCUUUUGUCGCCAAAUCAAGGGCAGAUGCAGAGUCUCCUCGGCGCUUUGAUAAUCUAUCAUCAAGCGAAAGCGACAGCCCCCGUCCCGUUAUGUUCCGGAAGAGCCCGCCGUCCGGUCGCCGCACUCCGGAGUUCCGGUCGCCGCCGGCAUCGCCUAGACUCCAUGACCACCCGAAGGACAAGGACGAUCACGAGGCGAUGAGCUUGAAGAAAUUUGAAGCACGAGAAGCGGUGGCAGAGGCGGGGGAAGAGGAAGAGAAGGAACAGUGCAGUCCGGUGUCUGUGUUGGACCGUCCCUUCGAGGAUGACGACGAUGACGAGCACACCACCGAGGAUUACUACGAUGGCGAUGAAGAUUACGUUUUCGACUACGAGAGCAGCUACGCCCUGGUACAGAGAACAAAGCAGCAGCUCCUGCAGAAGCUUUACAGAUUUGAGAGGCUUGCGGAGCUAGACCCAGUUGAGCUGGAGAAGCGAAUGCUGGAACAGAUCAGCGAUGAGGAAGAUGGCCCACAAGAGGUGAUGUCUGAGGAUCGUGAUGACGAUUUUGAACCCAUGAAUAUAAUAGAAAAAGGCAGUGCCAAACGAUCGCUGAUCAGGCCGAACCUUUGUGUUCUGAGGAAUGUGAGAGUCCCAAGCGAGAUGAGAAGGCUAAUCAUCAAUGAGGAUGAGCAAGGGAAGCAGGUUUAUGUGGUGGGGUCAUGGAAAGGGGUGGAUUUUAGUACCAUUGAUACGAUGGUGGAUCAAGAUUUUGUUAGAGAUGAGGCUGAUGGGUUGUGGAAGAGAAGCAAUAACAAGGACCAGGUGGGGGACACUACUGCAGUAGAGAUAGAGCUUGCCAUUUUUGGGUCCUUGGUACAAGAACUGACAGAGGAACUAUCAUGUGGUUUGGGCAUCAAGUUCUAGGAAAAGUGGAAACUUUAUUUGAAAUGCUGCAAGGUAAAUCCCACCCGCCUUGUUGAGUUGAAUCCUGGUUGGCAUUCACUUGAAGAGGAUUCGAAAACUGAAGCAUCUGGUUUGGAGGGUUGUAGCCUAACUUGCGCGCCUUUGGAGGGAUAGAGAUUAACCAUGGAGAGGUCAUCUGAAAAAGAAAACAGAAGGAAACAAGAAAGAAAAGAGAGACAUUUACUGAAAUGAGAGGAUCUUAAAUUGGUGUAGUAUGUGUACGUAUGUACCUUUUUGGGCCAUCUAUGUAUAUAUAUUAAUAGUUAAGCAAUGGGGAAUGUGAUAUGAAUGCUGAGAGGCACGACAUGCAGCAAUUCAGGUUGUUCUGUACGCAUGUAUAUGUCAUCCCUUGGGUUUCGGUA
This is a messenger RNA of Eucalyptus grandis, 2176 nucleotides long. RefSeq lists its product as uncharacterized. The coding region runs from base 261 to 1775 and encodes 504 amino acids. The record is from RefSeq and is a predicted model, not a curated record. The transcript is spliced from 3 exons. Lineage: Eukaryota; Viridiplantae; Streptophyta; Magnoliopsida; Myrtales; Myrtaceae.